AUGCCACCAAAAGGACAAUACUUUCGAUAUGAUGAUCCAGAUAAAAGAGAAGUUCUUAGACUCUGGAACAAAGCCAAGAAAAUAGAAAAAAAACUUUCGACUAGUCAAAUAACUGAAAGAACAUCAGUACCACCAACAACAGUUCGAAAAAUAAUUAAAACUGGUAAAAUUAUUGAAAGAAAGACAGAUGAUAAUAGAUUUAAACUUACUAAAGAUCAAGAAUUACUGCUUUGUGAUCAUAUAAAACAAAUUGGCUCAUCAGGUGGAGGUUUUACUAAAGAAAUGUUAAGUGCUGCUGCUGAACAUGUUAAGUCCAAAGAAGAAGAAGAGAAAAAAUGGAGCGAUUUUGUUUAUAGAACACCAAAGAAUUCGUCGGAGUUUUUUGAAAUGAUGUUUCAUCUAGGACCUAUACCUAAGAAACAUGAAACUUUUAUGAAAAAUUUGGGUUUGGAUUUACUAAAAGCACGAUCAUAUAUUGCUAGAUUAGAAGAUUCAAUCAUACAAAUGCAAGAGACGAUGAACGAGGUAGUAGAGGAUAAUGAAGCUUUACUUAGACGUUGGGGUUCCUGA
Molecule: messenger RNA, 570 nt
Organism: Lodderomyces pseudojiufengensis
Lineage: Eukaryota; Fungi; Ascomycota; Pichiomycetes; Serinales; Debaryomycetaceae
Exons: 1
Coding region: 1-570 (189 amino acids)
Source: RefSeq, a predicted model, not a curated record